Messenger RNA from Anastrepha ludens (Mexican fruit fly), 1215 nucleotides. RefSeq lists its product as uncharacterized. Gene Ontology annotation, cellular component: nucleus. The transcript has 3 exons. The coding region runs from base 238 to 1011 and encodes 257 amino acids. Lineage: Eukaryota; Metazoa; Arthropoda; Insecta; Diptera; Tephritidae. The record is from RefSeq and is a predicted model, not a curated record.
UAUCAUAGAAUCCGUCGUAGACAGUUUUUCGUAGAAACUAAGAAAUUUUAAUCAUACAAUUCGAAUAGCUCCGAACGCACAUUCGAAAUUCGUAGAGUAGCAUUCACUGAAUACACUCGUAACGUCAAAUCUUACCGUUUCGUACAAUUUUUCUACGACAACGUUAGACUAACGGACAAAAAUUAGAAGUAGUAAUAAAAAGAAAAUUUAAAAGGAGAAAAAUACGAAAGCUGUAAAAUGUACAAAGUUGUAACAACACGUCAGCAGUAUGCUAGUUUGUUGGAACUAAUAAAGGAGAAGCCAGAAAUUGCUCAGGGGUUCUCCAAAUGCUCGAAGGAAGAGGUAGCCGAGUUUUGGCAAAAUGUUGCGAAGCAGCUUAAUAGUAUAGGCCCACCUACCAAAGAUGUAUCAAGCUGGAAAAAGGUGUGGUUAGAUUGGAAGGCUUAUAUAAAGCGAAAAUUGUCAGAAAACAAGAGGGAGCAAACAACAACUGGCGGUGGCCGCUAUAAGCAGCACCACUUUAAUGAGAUGGAAGAAGAAGUAAUCAGACUGACCGCUUUAGAGACCAGCACACACGGUAUCCCAGGCACAGUAAGUGUGGGACUACCUGCUACUGUCGAGGCAGAGAAUAGUGGACCCGAUCCGGACGUAUCCAUGCUGUCGGAUAACUGCAGUCCUUCUUUCACGAGACGUGCACCAACUGCCCAAAAGCGAGUCGGUACAAGUACUGCAGAUCUUCUAAAAGAGCAGCUAGCGCUUCAAAAGGACUUCCAAGCAAAGAGUCUGCAGCAUUUUGAACAGCAAGAUAUGAAGCUAGACAAUCUCGCUUCGACUAUGCAGAGAAUGUGUUCGGCACUGGAAAAAAUGUGCGACCUGAAAGCCGCCGACCUGGAAGAAACGCGUAGGCACCAUAGAAAUAUGGAGUGCUUGAAUGCGGCCAAAAAUGAAAUAAAACAACAAAUGUUAGAAGUCGAGAAUAAGAGCCUCGAAGCGUUGUCAAAAAAAAAAUAAUAAUUCACAUUUUUUAUUGAAAACUAUAAAUGUUUACUGUGCCUUACUUGUAUGUAUAUAUGCAUAUAUAUCGUAUUUACUAGGUAUGGCUAGACUGGAAGGCUUAUAUUAAAAGGAAGCUAGCGGAAAACAAAAAAGAACAGUCAUAUAUAUAAUACAUAAUACAUAUAUGUAAGUCUUGCUAUUUUUUAAUUGAAUACUAUA